Phytophthora nicotianae INRA-310 is the source of this 1335-nucleotide messenger RNA. RefSeq lists its product as hypothetical. NCBI's taxonomy places the organism in Eukaryota, Oomycota, Peronosporomycetes, Peronosporales, Peronosporaceae. The transcript is spliced from 3 exons. The coding region runs from base 1 to 1335 and encodes 444 amino acids. The record is from RefSeq and is a predicted model, not a curated record.
AUGACCACAGAAUAUCGUUCAAGCGGUGACGAGUGCAAGAGAAAACGAGAUUGCGUUGAGGAUUCGGCUAGAGAUCCGGACAGGAAACUGAAAACGGCCCUACUGUCGUGGCUUAAUAACAAGAUUUUUGACGACCAAGACCAGCACGAAAUUACUCCUGAACUGUCUUACCAAACUACUGAUACGCGGGACGUCAAGAUAACCGUCCAACUAGAUACCCCUCGACGCAAGCGCACUUCAAGAUAUUUAUGCGAGCGAGAUCGAUGGGAGAUCAUCAAGCGGAUCGAAGGCGGUGAGCAGCAGGUUACUCUCGCUAAGGAAUUCAGUGUCAGCCGCGCUGCAGUUUGCAAUCUCUACAAAAAUCGCCGAGAAAUACUUGCCCGCGCUGCAAAUGACCCGAAAGCAACACACCCAAAGAAAUCCCACAAAACGAAAGCUAGCUCCAUGCAGCUUCAAUCGACGAGCUCAGUUUCUCCAACGGAUAAGGAAGAAGCAGCGUUCCCUCCAAAUUUACCAGGCGAUAUGGGUCAGGAGGAUCUCGACGGAUUUCAGCUUCGAUAUUCUCACAACGAUGAUUCAAGUAGUAUGUCCGGGACUGAAGAUGAGACUACUACAUCAAACCAAUACAGGAUCCAUGCAAGUGACCAACGAGAUCCCAUUCAAGGUAUGAUGCAAGAGCUGACAGUUUCCCUGCCAUUCCAAGUACACGAGGCCUCGGCACGCUCACGCCACUGUAUGAACUUGGUCGCGACCCUGCGGGAUAAAAACAUUAGCACGUCGAUGUUUCAACAACGAUCGGCACGCUUGGCACAACUACUGAUUGAAGAAGCUCUGGCAUGUUUGCCACACGAUACCGUAGACGUCACGAAUCAGUGUGGAGAUAUCUGCCGUGUGACGAAGACACUGGAUGAACGCGAUAUCUGCGGAGUGUCCAUGGAAGGCCGGGGCCCAGCAUCACCUGUUGGCAUCGUUUCGGUUGAUUCAGAAAAUAUUGGCGACUGCGAGUGUUUGCCAAGCGUGAAGGCUCAUAUACCGAUAGUACGCCCGGAACAAGUUGUGCUUCUCUUCGACAUUCAAUGUGCAACGGGAAAUGAGGCAUGUGCUGUGCUCCAUCAUCUCAUUCACGAAAAACAAGUUGCCGCUGAUCAGAUUUAUUUCGUGACGCUGAUCAGUUCCCUCGAAGGAUUACAGAAGGUAUCUCGAGGAUUUCCAGGUGUGACGCUCGUGACAGCGCAAAUGGACACUGUGUUGGACGAGCAACAACGCAUUCGACCUGGUAUUGGCGAUUUCAUGCAACGCUUCUGGAAUAUUGGAGCAAACGAAUCUAUCGUGUGA